CCUGGACACACCUUUGCAUUUUCGUAUGAAUCAAUACCAAAAGCAGAUUCAAAUAUUACUGUAAAAUUGCCAAUAAAUUAAACUGAAUCAAAAAUCAAUUUAUUUCUUUAACUUACAAUUAAAUAAAUCAUAAACAGUUGAUUGUGGAAUUUGACUUUUGGUUCCACCAAUUAGAAAAAAUAAACAAAUCAAAAACACCCGCAUCGAAAACAUUUUCAUUUUGAUGUAUUCGAAUUUUCAGAUAAAAAAAUUUAUUUUCAAAUUUUGCACAACACAGAUCACACAGAAAACUCUCUAUUUGAUCAUCACCAAUAGAAUGUUUUCAUCUCACUGAAUGAUAACUUAGACAAUUGAAUAAACUAUAUUUGAGUUGAAACGUUGUGUGGAGUCUUGCUUAAUUUACCGCUAUUCGGAAUCGUUGAUUUGCAUUUUUAUCAUUUACAUUUUGCCCAUUUUGUAUUAUAAUAUUUUUCUUAUACGCACACAUCUUUUGGACGGAUCGACGAUGAAAUGAGCACAAAAUCCACGCGUAUAAAUCCAUAAAUGAAUAAAUAAAGGGUGGUAAUGAAACCGGUUAGUUGAAAAAGAAAAUGUAUUCGCGUAAAGGAAAUCAAUUCAAUUAAAAAAAAAAAAAUAUUUUGGCAAAAUGGGCGGAUCGUCGUCGAUAAGGUCCGUAGUUUGGGAUCCAUUGAAUCGACGUCAUUUUUUCAAUUAUUUUAUAACAAUUCUUAUAAUAAUAAAAAUAAUCAACUGUUGCGAUGCUUACUUCUAUUCGGAGAAAAAACCCGCAACGGGUGACGACAGAAACUGUUUUUGUGAGCUCAAGGGUUCUAUAGAUGAUUGUAGCUGUACUAUAGACACGGUUGAUUUCUUCAAUAAUAAUAAAAUUUAUCCGCGAUUAAAGAGUUUACUGGUUCGCGACUAUUUUCGGUUUUACAAAGUAAACCUGAAGAAAGAUUGCCCAUUUUGGACGGACGAUAGUCGAUGUGCAAUGCGAUCAUGUCAUGUUAGCACUUGUUCGGAAACCGACGUUCCCGAAGGUUUGAAAGGACAUCACCAACAAGAAACGUUCGUUUUUAAGUACCUGCCGGAAAGUCAGCAUAUCGAUGAUUGCAUGCGUGAUCAUAAUUUGGAGCUGAGCUAUUUGAAUAAAACAUUAACACAAGAAGCGAUGCAUGGUUUCGAGAUAUGGGCGGAUUUCGAUGAAAGCCAAGAUAAUUUCUGUAUACUGGACGAUCAUGAAAAUGGCGCCGAAUACGUCGAUUUGCUAUUGAAUCCCGAAAGAUUUACGGGAUAUCGUGGAGAAUCGGCCCAUCGUAUAUGGGACAGCAUCUAUUUGGAGAAUUGCUUUGAUCGAACAUCAACAAAUGCCCUUUUAACACAUAUCAACAAGGUGCCAAAACAUUUGAAAAAUUUAUGCAUGGAACAACGAGCUUUCUAUCGAUUAUUGUCCGGCAUGCAUUCGAGCAUCAAUAUACAUUUGUGUUCUUAUUACCUGUUGUCGGAAGGAACAGGUUUAUUAUCUGAUCCGCAAGGCGUUUGGGGCAAAAAUACGGAAGAGUUUAUGAAUCGAUUUAGUCCGGAAACUACGAAAGGCGAAGGACCGAGUUGGUUGAAAAAUCUCUAUUUCGUUUACAUGCUGGAAUUGCGUGCACUUGCAAAAGCCGCCCCAUUCUUACGAAAGGAACAAUUUUUCACUGGCAACAAGGAUGAAGACGAAUCGGUCCAAGCGGCCGUCAAGGAUAUUUUGAACAUCAUCGAAGCAUUUCCAUCACAUUUCAACGAGAGCCUGAUGUUCAAUGGCACUACUUCAGCUCAAUUGAAAGCCGAUUUCCGUGAAAAAUUCCGUAAUAUCUCCAAAAUUAUGGACUGUGUUGGAUGCGAUAAAUGCAAACUUUGGGGUAAACUACAGAUACAAGGAUUGGGCACAGCUUUGAAGAUUCUCUACUCAGGAAAAUUUGAAAUUGAAAUCGAUGUUCCACAACAACAGCCAAAAAGUAUGAAAGAAACACUGCGGCAAAAAUUCAAACUUAAACGAAGCGAAAUUGUGGCAUUAUUUAAUGCAUUUGGAAGAUUGUCGAACUCGAUAAAUUUGUUAGAAGAGUUUCGGAAGGUGACGAGGUAGCAUUGAAUUGAAAAUUAGGCGAAGUUAAUAAAUUUUGUCAAUGAGCGCACAAAGAUUUAACUUCACUUUGAUUGAAAAUACCGAUUUAUUGACCCAAUUCACAAUAGUACUGAAUUUGCUCAAACCAUCUCACAAAAUAGUUCCCAUCACCGUCCAAUUCUUUUUGUUGGGCCAAAACACACAUUUCAACAAAUGAAGUGCAAAUACAAUAAGCUAGUAGUAUUUAUUGC
Contarinia nasturtii (swede midge) is the source of this 2355-nucleotide messenger RNA. RefSeq names its product ero1-like protein. Gene Ontology annotation, biological process: protein folding in endoplasmic reticulum. NCBI's taxonomy places the organism in Eukaryota, Metazoa, Arthropoda, Insecta, Diptera, Cecidomyiidae. The record is from RefSeq and is a predicted model, not a curated record. The transcript is spliced from 7 exons. Gene Ontology annotation, cellular component: endoplasmic reticulum; endoplasmic reticulum membrane. Gene Ontology annotation, molecular function: thiol oxidase activity; FAD binding; protein-disulfide reductase activity. The coding region runs from base 647 to 2125 and encodes 492 amino acids.